CACGGCCAACUCCCACGGCGCAAUGGCAAUGGCAACAGCACAAUCCGAGCCGCAAGGCUCGCAAAAUAUCUCCAACUUGCUUGACGCGAUCACCGGAUGUCUCACUUCUACCGGCACCUCUCUGCCGAAGACGCACCGCGAUGAUCCUGCCGAUGUCUCGAUCGAACCCCCGGCCGACGGCAUAUCGCUUCUCGACGUCAAGAGCGACCUCCUCCUUUCUUACAUCCACAACCUCGUGUUCCUGACGAUAAUCCAGCUCAGAGAGCUUUCAUCGGAACAGGAUGAUAACGACGCCGAGCAACGGCAAUCGCAGCAGGAGGACCUCGUGAAGAAACUGGUGGAGCUGCGGGUCUACCUCGACCGGGGUGUUCGACCGCUGGAAGGACGGCUGAAGUACCAGGUCGACAAGGUGGUGAAGGCGGCCGAGGAUUCCGAGAGGGUGGAGCGUGAGACCCAGGCGAGCGCCAAACGACGAGUAUCUGGGGACGAUGGAGAAUCCGGAUCCGAUAGUCAGAGCGAAAGCGACAGCGAUGACAAUGAAGAGGAAGAGAACUUCGACGAUAUGGCAUACAGACCUAACUUGUCUGUGUUUGCGAAGAACGUGGAGCCCCCACCGACGCUAGACCGAUCGCGAACGAACGCCACCAGUGAUGGGAUUUACCGACCACCGAAGAUCAUGCCCACCGCCUUGCCCACUACCGACACCAAGGAGCGCAAGGAGCGUGUCAAUCGCCGAUCGAAUGUCAUCGACGAGUUCGUCAGCGCCGAAAUGUCGUCCGCCCCCAUGGCGGAGCCCAGCAUCGGAAGUACCAUUGUGCGUGGAGGACGACACACCAAGUCGCAGAAGGAGCGGCGCAAGGAGGCGGAGCGGGAAAAUUACGAAGAGACCAAUUUCAUCCGUCUGGGCAAGGAGAGCAAGAAAGAUCGCGCCAAGACCCGCGGCCAGCGUGGUCCGGAGGGCACUUUCGGUGGUGAAGACUGGAGAGGACUCACCGAGGGCGCGGACCGCAUCGCGAAACUUACUCGGCGCGCCCAAGGCAGCGGUGGCGCUUUGGACAGGAGUCGGAAACGCAAGAACGACGAUGGGCCCCGCGGCGAUGCGGGCUUGGGUCACGUCUUCGAGAAGCGUCGCAAGAAGAUCGAAGGAUGGAAGAAAUGAGCCUAUCUCAUGUAUAUCACGGAGUUACUGUUUUGCCCUCGGCAUUUUUUUAUUUUAUUUUAGAAUAUCUAUCACGGUCUUGAUACCACACUUGGCAAAAGUUCAAUG
Messenger RNA from Aspergillus campestris IBT 28561, 1267 nucleotides. It is a transcript of the gene lcp5, whose product is annotated as small subunit rRNA maturation protein LCP5. NCBI's taxonomy places the organism in Eukaryota, Fungi, Ascomycota, Eurotiomycetes, Eurotiales, Aspergillaceae. The transcript has a single exon. Gene Ontology annotation, cellular component: small-subunit processome; nucleolus. The coding region runs from base 23 to 1159 and encodes 378 amino acids. Gene Ontology annotation, biological process: maturation of SSU-rRNA from tricistronic rRNA transcript (SSU-rRNA, 5.8S rRNA, LSU-rRNA). The record is from RefSeq and is a predicted model, not a curated record.